Molecule: messenger RNA, 3106 nt
Organism: Mya arenaria
Lineage: Eukaryota; Metazoa; Mollusca; Bivalvia; Myida; Myidae
Product: beta-hexosaminidase-like
Exons: 14
Coding region: 167-3061 (964 amino acids)
Biological process (GO): ganglioside catabolic process; glycosaminoglycan metabolic process; carbohydrate metabolic process
Cellular component (GO): membrane
Molecular function (GO): polysaccharide binding; beta-N-acetylhexosaminidase activity
Source: RefSeq, a predicted model, not a curated record
UUAAAGCGGCUAUAUGUUCAUACAACGUGCUUCAGUAAUUAAUCAAUUGCUUACAAGCAGUCGUGUCUUACUUGCACUAUAUAGGAUAUAAAAUGAAUCUAUAUUAGUGGGAACUUUUCAUGUAUAUGGAAUCAACUUUGCAAACGGUAACAGAUGAGGACACCGGAUGUUAAAGAGAACUGACUCCUUGUCGGGACUGGAAGAACGAGGAACACGUGUGACGAUGGUUAGCACGAGGAGAUGUCUGUCGCAGCUGCGCCGCCGGAACUCCCUGUCCAAGCUGUCUGUUAUGGUGAUCUGUGCGGGUAUCUGCAUAUUGCUCAUAUUCGGACGAAGUGGGACGACGGGAUCUACAUUCUACAUCCCCCAUGUCCUGUUUGGAGAAGGACGAUUUCCGCCAGUGACACAAUCGGAUUUGGAAUACUUCGGCCACCAUGUACAACUCAACAUAACAGUGGAUACGAAUUUCAUUAAGAGAUCUUUAUACAGUACUCACUUUGAUCUCACGAACCGCGGGCCCAAGGCGGUUGAGGGCCGCCAAUGGGAGCUGUAUGGGUACUUCUUCCGCUUGGGGGAAUCAAAAGCGUAUCCGUAUCCACGUGGUUUCUAUUUAUGGAGUUGCGGCCUCAAGAUGUUCCAUGUAAACGGAUAUUUAUACAAAUUCACCCCGGUGUAUGGACUGUUCACGGGAAUUCCUUCCGGCGGAAGUGUAACGUGCAAACUGCGAGUUCAGGGUAUGCAAGUAUCACGGACGGAUUCAUUCCCUCGGUGGUACGUCACCGGAAAUGAUCUCAUGCCAAAGGUGAUAAUAAAUACAGACGAUGAAUCGCUGAGUUUUGUCAGCGAUUUGACACACCCCGAACAGUAUAAAAAGUACAGUGACGAUACCGAUCAUCCAUAUACACCCCAAGACAGGUUUAACCUAUACGCACACCCAAAAGCGCAAAUCAAGGAUAUAAAUGUGGUUCCAACCCCGCUUGAGAUGACCAGGGAUGAUUCGCAGACUAUGACUUUUGACACGGACUUAUAUCCAAUCGUUAAAAAUGAGAAAUUCGCGAGGGAAAUAAAGGAAUUUGCUAAUCAAAUGGACAUGAAAAUUGUCAGCGCACCACCACAGCGGUCCUUCGUCCAGGUCACAAAGUCGUCAAUAAAUCUUUAUCAGGAGUGCACAGCAGACAAGAAAUUUCUGAAAGAAGCCGUUUUGAACGAGGCCUACAUCUUGGAAACGUUUCCCGCCAAAAAGCUGAUAAAAAUAACGGCGUCGUCUGCUUCCGGUGUGUUCUACGCAUUCCAGACGCUCAUAAGCGUUCUAUUUAAACCCGAAGCAGUGGAUAUCAAUGGAAUUUCAAUAGUACUUCCAAAGCUCCGAAUAGUGGAUGCUCCAAGGUUCUCCUACAGAGGUCUCCAUUUAGAUGUGGCCCGCAACUUCAUCGAGGCAGACUCUGUUCUGAAGAUGGUGGAGGUUAUGUCCAUGUACAAGAUGAACAAACUUCACCUCCACCUCUCCGACGACGAGGGUUGGCGCCUCGAGAUACCCGGCCUUCCGGAACUUACACAGAUCGGAGGAAGUCGUUGCCAUGACCCGAAAGAGGAAGAAUGUAUUUUACCUAUGCUCGGUUCAGGGCCAUACUCCAACACUUCCGGUAGUGGAUUCUUCACCGUUCAGGACUAUAAGGACAUUCUGGAAUACGCACGUGACAGGCACGUGCAAGUGAUCCCGGAGUUUGAUAUGCCGGGACACAGCCGCGCGGCCAUUCGGUCCGUGCAUGCGAAACAGCGUGCGAAUCGGGAACAGAAGAAAGCGAAUGUGUACUCGAUCAUUGACGAGUCGUCCAAACAACCCUGGUACCGGUCCGGUCAACACUUUUCCGAUGACGCUAUGAACCCCUGCAUUGAAGGAACGUACCAAUUUAUUGAGAAGAUUAUAUCCAGUGUUAAGGCGCUUCACGCGGACAUACAGCCUCUGGAGACGUUCCAUUUCGGCGGCGACGAGGUGGCUGUUGGCGCUUGGCGGCGACUUCCGGCCUGCAAGAAUAUCCUUGUGACCAAGGAAAACGGUGGCUUUCCCACUCACUACGAGCUGAUGCAAUAUUUCAUUGGGAAAGUGUCUGCGAUUACGUCACAACAUGGUCUCGCGCUUGCGGGCUGGGAGGACGCCUUCUUGUCACAUGACACUAACGUCGGGUUUCCCUUUCAGAAAGAGGACUUCAAAAACGAUAUCGUUUACGCCUACGUGUGGAAAAGAACGAGGGAAGUACGCACUCCCCACAGGGCCAAGCUUCUUGCUAACGGCGGAUACAAGGUGGUCCUUGCCUACGGCGCGUACCUGUACUUUGACCACCCGUAUGAGCCGGACCCAGAGGAAAGGGGCCUUUACUGGGCUACGCGGAAAAUCUCCACCAAGGACGUUUGGGGUCUAACCCCUAGGGUCAUUUUCCAGGACGACGACCUUGAAUGUCCUGAUCAAAUCAAAGCACAGGAAAACUGUUUUAAGCUUCUAAAACCGCAUAAUAUAUUAGGGAUGCAGGCAGAAGUUUGGACAGAGGUGAUCCGCACUCCUGCUCAACUGGAGUACAUGUUGUUCCCGCGGCUGCUGGCAGUGGCGGAGCGUGCCUGGCACCACGCCGCCUGGGAGGAGAGCUCAUCGGAAAAUGCGGCGGCACCGCUUCGCGAGGCGGACUGGGCCGUGUUCGCCGCCAAGCUCGGGUACCAGGAGCUGAGGCGACUCGAUACAAUGGAUGUUCAGUAUCGAGUUUCUCCGCCUGGUGCUAGGACCCAGGACAGUAAGGCGGAGUUCCAGACGGAAUUCCCUGGACAGGAAAUACAGUACCUCGCAGCCAACGGCAUUUGGACCACUGCCUCACACAACAUGCCCGUCCGUCGGCCGCUCAAAAUAAGGGGCCUGUCCAGUAAUGGUUCUCGGUCCAGUCGAGUUGUCAUACUGGACCCCAGCUUCUCCGCGGCCAUUUUACAUACUGCGCAUGCUCAAACAAUACUCAUAUCCGUUACUUUUAUUUGUUUUGUUCUCAAGCUUUUUAAAAGGGAAUUUAAAUUAUUAUGAUGCAUUUUGAUGUUGUUGUUGUAGUUAAUAAAAUGUUGAAAAAGA